This is a messenger RNA of Punica granatum (pomegranate), 1217 nucleotides long. The record is from RefSeq and is a predicted model, not a curated record. NCBI's taxonomy places the organism in Eukaryota, Viridiplantae, Streptophyta, Magnoliopsida, Myrtales, Lythraceae.
GGCCAUAUCCUCUACCCCUAGUUGAACGGACAGUGAUCCCCCCUGCAGAAGUCGGUCGAAUUUUGUCGGGAUCAGUGGACAGGCGUCGAAUUUUGUCGGGCCCCUACCAGUGGGUGUUACGGUAUAAGAGGCAUCUUCGACGGACGCCAAUUCCAUAUCGAACCGACAGUUCUUUCAAAGACAUGGCCCCCAAGGGUGAAGGCGUAGUUGAGUGGACUGAAGCACUGGAGAACGCUUUCAUUACCAUCUUGCUGGAGAAGUUUACAAGGACGCAUACAACAUAUUGGAAAGCCAGGGACUGGGAACAAAUGAAUAAGGAGCUGGAAGAGCAAUUUCCAGGCACCAGUCUCGACGCCAACAAGUUGCGGCAGAAACUACGCAGACUGAGGAUCCAAUACACGCAGUUCACCGAGCUGAUUGCGCACACUGGAGUCGGCUGGGAUGAGACAACCAAUACCGUAAAGGCAAAUGCUGAUGUCUGGGAUAAGUUUAUUAAGAAGAACAGCGGCUUCAAGACUUUUCAGAACAGAGGUUGCAAGCAUUACACAUCAUUAAAAGAGUUGUUCAGGUCUAAGACAGUAACAGGUGCAUUACGAAUUUCAUCCACCGACCCACCAAAGAGCCCAGAAACAUAUGCACGCAUGGAAGAGGAGUUCCUACAAGCCGCAUCAAGCCGUGGGAAAGAACCGAUCAAUCUUGAAGAGGGAUCCGGCGAUAGUGAUGACCCCGUUCAUGAGGUUACCGAACCAGUAGUUACUGGGUCCCGUCGUCGUGUGCGCAAAAGGAGUUCGACCACCGGGUCGCGGUUGCAGGAGUGCCUUGACAUGUUGAAGUGCAAUCUCAGCAAUAGGGACAAGGACAUACAUUGUACCCCUCCUGAAACGAAGAAAAGCAAAUCUGUGACGAGCCCCGACAAACCAGCAAAGGGCAGCAUUGAGGAAGCGAUGGAUGUGCUCAAUAAAAUGCGUCCAUCCAUGUCCAUAAAAGAGUAUCUCGUUGCUAGUGAUCGACUUUCAAGGGAGGAGCACACACGGCGUAUGUUCAUGUGCCUUCUCGAUGAUACAAGGUUGCCAUGGGUUUGUAGCCUGCUUGACCCUUGAACGGCCACGGUCCAUCGUCUAAUGCGAUAUAUAUGUUUAUAACUAAGAGUUUAUUUGUUAUGUCAUCUACCAAACCUUUGUUUUAUAUUUGUUGUGUGUGCUAUUACUUUGCUUGAA